This is a messenger RNA of Delphinapterus leucas (beluga whale), 3873 nucleotides long. The record is from RefSeq and is a predicted model, not a curated record. NCBI's taxonomy places the organism in Eukaryota, Metazoa, Chordata, Mammalia, Artiodactyla, Monodontidae.
UCCCUUCUUAAUUAAAAAAUUCUUUUAUCAGGUGGACUUUCAUCAUUGAUUCAUCUCAAAUUUAUUUGGUUUGAAUAUAAACAUAGAAUGUCAGGAGGAAAUUGAGAUUUUUUUUAUUACGUUGAUGAGAAAACCAAGGCUCAGAGAGAUUAGCCAUUUUCCUUUAAGUCAAGGCUAAAAUUCAUUUCUCCCAGUUUUUCCAUCUGGCUUACAGUAUAGGCAGAUGUAUAUAUUUAUGGACUAAUUUAAAUAACAAACCUUUAAACUGUCUUCUUUCUCAAUUCAUUUCUAUCAUUACACUUACCAGUCUAAGAGAGUGCCAUGUAACACACAUAACUAGACAAGGAAUGUCAGAGAAAUGGGAUCAUGGCUAAAAGAUCUUUAAGAUAUUAUUAAAUUUAUAUAGGAAACAUACUGAUCUUUGAAGACAACGCUGAGUGAACUCCAGUACUCUCCCACAAAAUGUUCUUCAGGCAGCCUCUCUAACAUUCCAUUUAAACUGAAAAUCUGAGACCAAAAAGGAUGAAGAAGAGUCAGCCUGGGGAGGAGGAAGGAAUGGCAUAUGCCUAGGCCACAGAGAGCAACGAGUUUGUCAUAUUUGAGGAACCAGUGUUACUAAAGUACAAGGGAAGUGGGCAUAAGGUUGAAGGAACAGGAGGAGUUUUAAGCAGGGAAUGAUCCAGCUAACAUUUCCAAAGAACAUUACAGUUGCUUUUUGGAAAGUAGAUUUAAGGUAGGCGAGAAAAGGAAGAAGACCAGUAGGAAAACUGGCAUAGUAAUCCUGGUGAGUGGUGGUGGCAGCUGAAGUGAAAAAAGGAUGGAUUUGAAAUACAUUUUGGAAGUAUAAUCUUACUAUCUUGCACAAAUUCCAAUCUUGCUGACACCAGCUCAACAAGGAAGAACCCAUAAACCAAGGGCAGUAAUAAGAUGUAUAUCCAACCUCCCUUUCCCCCCACCACAAACACACAGUGUACAUCGUUUUUGUUAUUGUUUUCCAGAGGUAAACAGAAACUUUUUAAGCAAAUAAAAGACAUGUGCCCAUGUUUCCAGGCCAGUAAGGUAGGGAAAGCCAGGAAGAAUAGAGAUGUGACAGCCUUGAAGAGAAGCAAGCAGGCUGUGUUACUGGGACUUUCACCAAAUUAGAAAUAGUAAUCAAUGGGGAAGUAAUCUGGAACUGCAAAGUAAGCUUUAAUUUGGAAUAAACUGCUUUUGAACAGUGGCACCUAAACAGGGCAGAUGACAGCAUCUCAUCUUUGUUCGCUAUUUUUCCUCUGCUUCUAUUUUAUCCAUCCUAGUUCUCCUAAGUUUGAAUCCUCAUUUCUUGCAUUACCAAUUUAGAUAUGUUUAAUAGUUAUUUGAAAAGUUCUUAAAUGUAUGAAACUUUAGUAUCAAACACUUCGCUUUUUAAUCUACAAAAUAAUUUCAUGUGCCAUCUAUUUCAUUGCCACUUGUUAUUUCUGGUCUUAUAUUUCAUGUGUUAGUUCAUGUAUCUAGUUACUUUAUGGGUAUUAUCUUGCCAAAAAAUCUUGAGUUCACGUUUCUAAUUGUAUAGGCACUUUUUGGGAACACUGACUGGCAAUGGGGCUGCUAGAUAAUAACAAUUUUGUACUGAAUUAUUAACUGAACAAUGUGACUUUAAGCCACAGGAAAUUAAAAUCCAGUUGGGAGACAGCAAACGUUGCUAUUCAGAUUCCAGUUAUACUCCUUGUUAUAUUUAGGUACUUAUUUAUGUAAUUUUUAAUAAUAUUUAACAUUAAUAUAUCAACAUAUUACAAUGUAUAUAAUUAUAUAUAUAAUAUUACAAUGUAUAUAAUAUGUAAUAUAUAUGGGCAUUUGUUCCUAUGACUAAAAAUGAAGAUAAUACAUAUUUCACAGUAUUGUUAUGAAGAUAAAAUAAAAAUAUUUUAGAGGAAGUGCUCGAGUUUCCCAUUCCCUCAGCUCCCACAAGAAUACACAGGUCUUUUCACAUUCAUGUGUUUUGUUGUUUGGUAGCUCUCUAGGCCCUCAUCACAAUUUAAAUAUUGUCUUAUGUACCCUAAGUUUCUAAACUGCCUCCCUUGUACUAACAUUACCAUUUUAAUACUUUUGUUAUACUGGGUUGAUCAAAAUGUUUGUUCCCAUUUUUCAUGGAAAAAUCCGAACGAACUUUUUGGCCAAUCCAAUAUAUCAAGUUUACGUAUCUUUCAUUCUCCAAUAAUAAACUAUGAAAACACCGAAGAUAAUUUUUUGUGCCUUCAUCACCAAGUCUGCGGCAUGCAAUAAGUGCUCAAUGAUUGAAUGACAAGUACCAUUGUGAUUGCAAAGUGACAGGUAAGAAAAGUAGUACCUUACACAAUGUAGAAAGCUCAAUUAGGAAUUCCUAGAAAACCUGUCUUGAGUGUUAACCAUAGAAGUUAGAGGGGAUAUUGUGUGUGGCUAGUUUGGCUAAUUAAGAGUAAUGAGAAAAUUAAGAGGUUGACGCCUGUGUUAUAGGAAGCAAAGCAGAUGGUAAAGAAGUUAAGUGAUAGGCUGAAGGCUUUGAAUUGGAUACUUUCAAUAUUCAGCAGUUUUAGUUUUUUUCCCCAAAACUAAAGAAUGCAUAGAACAUGCAUUUUAAAUCUCAUACAUGCCUUCCUUAAAAACCAGUUCUACCACUUACUAUCCCAAAACAUCAAUUUAUUCUUAUUUCAAUGAGCUCUUAUAAAGAGUACCUAGCAUAGAGGAUCCCUUAAAUGUUAGUACGCAUGCUCCACCCUCUAAUCCUGACUCUAAUGCUUCAAGGAAGAGUAAAAGGAAACAUCAAUUUCACCUUAUUGAAUGCCUUCUGUGUGCCAGGUGCUGUUGAAACCAAGAUAUUUAUAUCUUUGUAUCCACUGUCUUCAAGUUGUUUACAGGCUAGUUGGGAAGCCUGACAGGUAAAUCUGUGAUAAGCUAAUACCACCUUAUAAUGUGUUCUGCUACAGAAGUAAGUAUUGGGUAUUGUGGGAGCCUAGAGAGGCAUCCAAGUCACUCUUCAGAAGCUCUUCCCUGCUAUAUACUUGGUGGGGGGAUGGUGGAAUUUCCAUACCAAUAUUCUUUGCAAAUUCCCACAAUACAUUUAGCAAAACUAAAUGUAUCACUGUAUCCUUAAAGUGUUGACCAGAUUCAAAGCCUUUUAGAAUAAAAAUCUACAUGUAAAACAAUGAUUUUAAAAGGUUUUUGUUUUAUGGAGCUAUAAGAUAUAAAUGUUGGAUCCUGUUAAUCCUAAAGUCCUGAUAAGUUCUGUAACAUAUGCCAGAAUUGUUGGAGAGCUAACACAUGCAAUACAGCCAAAAACAGUUACUGUUUUUUCUCACCGACUCAGGAAUCUGCUUGAAAAUGGAUCAACAUAUAUUGGACUUAAUGCUGCCCUCUGUGGCCUAAUAGCAAAUAGUCUCUUUCGACGCAUCCUACAUGUGACACAGGCUCCUGUAGCUGCUGGCUUACCAAUGGCAGUGAUCCCAUUUUUGAUGGCACACGUAUCUUACAAAGGUUUUGUAAGUUUACCUUUGUAUACAGGUGAUUUACAUUGUGAAACCUGUACCAUAACACGAGGUGGACUGGUUGGUCUUGUUUUUGGUGGCCUGUACCCUGUUUUCUUGGCUAUCCCUGUGAAUGGUGGCCUAGCAGCCAGGUAUAACUCAGCCCUGCUACCCGAGAAAGGAAACAUCUUAAAUUACUGGAUUAGGAUUUCUAAGCCUGUCUUUAGAAAGAUGUUAUUUCCCAUUUUGCUCCAGACUGGGUUUGCAGCAUACCUUGGGUCUAGACAAUAUAAACUACUUAUAAAGGCUCUUCAGUUACCUGAACCUGACCUAGAAAUUCAGUGAUGGUUAAGCAAAUCUGUACACAAAAAUAAAACUGUAAAAAUAACCUACA